Molecule: messenger RNA, 1881 nt
Organism: Psammomys obesus (fat sand rat)
Lineage: Eukaryota; Metazoa; Chordata; Mammalia; Rodentia; Muridae
Gene: Gtf2h2c
Product: GTF2H2 family member C
Exons: 19
Coding region: 618-1805 (395 amino acids)
Biological process (GO): nucleotide-excision repair; regulation of transcription by RNA polymerase II; DNA-templated transcription
Cellular component (GO): transcription factor TFIIH core complex; transcription factor TFIIH holo complex
Molecular function (GO): zinc ion binding
Source: RefSeq, a predicted model, not a curated record
CUACGGGUGGAGGCUCGCGCGGCCCCGAGGUUGUGGAGGGUAGGUGCGAGGCGGACGGGAGGAGCCUAGAGUAGGGGACGGAGGUGCAAUGCCCGGGCUGGCCUCGGGGGACCUGGAAGACGGCGGGAGGGGCGUGUGCAGGGAGACCGGCAGCUUCCGCCUGCCGAGUCGGGGGACCGUUGUUUCUCCUCGGCUCGGCCUCCUGUUGGCCUCGUAUCUCUAGCUGUGUGACCUGAAGCGAGAUUGCAGCACCAGAACUGUCCAUUUCCGAAAAACAGGGACGGUAAUCGCCCUUGUCAGUCGUCCUCGGGCCAGGCAAGGGGUCUCUUCUUGAACCUGGAGCAUACUGAUUGGCUAGACUGGCUGGCCACCAAGUUCUUCCUUCUUCCCCCAAUCCUGCCUCUAGGUUUGGGAUUACAGCUGUGUUUGUGUGACUGCCUCACUAGGCCAUGGAGGAAGAGGAUGUGCUCAGCCUUGAUGAGCUGGGGUGUGUGUGGAGUCUCAUUUUCUAGCCCAGACUAGCCUGGAGCUCACUGUGUAGACCACUCUGGUCUCAGACUUGCUGCAUUUCUCCAGCUGGAAUUUAACCUUGUUGAAUAAGUAUAUAUCAUAAAAAAAUGGAUGAAGAACCUGAAAGAACUAAGCGGUGGGAAGGAGGCUAUGAGAGGACAUGGGAAAUUCUUAAAGAAGAUGAAACUGGAUCACUUAAAGCUACAAUAGAAGAUAUUCUCUUCAAGGCAAAGAGGAAAAGAGUGUUUGAGCACCAUGGACAAGUUCGACUUGGGAUGAUGCGCCACCUUUAUGUGGUGGUGGAUGGAUCGAGAACAAUGGAGGAUCAAGAUUUAAAGCCCAAUAGACUGACAUGUACUUUGAAGUUAUUGGAAUACUUUGUAGAAGAAUAUUUUGAUCAAAAUCCUAUCAGUCAGAUUGGAAUAAUUGUAACUAAGAGCAAAAGAGCUGAAAAACUCACUGAACUCUCAGGAAACCCAAGGAAACACAUAACAUCUUUGAAGAAAGCUGUGGAUAUGACCUGCAAUGGAGAACCAUCACUCUACAAUUCCUUAAGUAUGGCUAUGCAAACCCUGAAACACAUGCCUGGACAUACAAGUAGAGAAGUCCUAAUCAUCUUCAGCAGCCUUACAACUUGUGAUCCAUCUAAUAUUUAUGAUCUCGUCAAGACCCUGAAGACAGCUAAAAUUAGAGUGUCUAUUAUUGGAUUGUCUGCGGAGGUUCGAGUUUGUACUGUACUUGCUCGUGAAACUGGUGGCACAUACCAUGUUAUCUUAGACGAAACCCAUUACAAAGAGUUGUUAGCACAUCACGUGAGCCCUCCUCCUGCCAGCUCGAGCUCCGAAUGCUCACUUAUUCGAAUGGGAUUCCCUCAGCAUACCAUUGCGUCUUUGUCUGAUCAGGAUGCAAAACCAUCCUUCAGCAUGGCGCAUUUGGAUAAUAGCACUGAGCCAGGGCUUACAUUGGGAGGCUAUUUCUGUCCACAGUGUCGGGCAAAGUACUGUGAGCUUCCUGUUGAAUGUAAAAUAUGUGGUCUUACUUUGGUGUCUGCUCCUCAUUUGGCACGAUCUUAUCAUCAUUUAUUUCCUUUGGAUGCUUUUCAAGAAAUCCCCCUAGAAGAAUAUAAAGGAGAAAGAUUUUGCUAUGGAUGUCAGGGGGAAUUGAAAGACCAACAUGUCUAUGUCUGCACAGUGUGCCGAAAUGUUUUCUGUGUGGACUGUGAUGUUUUUGUUCAUGACUCUCUCCACUGUUGCCCUGGCUGUAUUCAUAAGGUCCCAUCUCCUUCAGGUAUUUGAUUUCAACAUGUGGGACACACAUUGAGUGGGUUAAAAAAAUCCAAAACUUGUAACUGUAAAUAAAAUGAUGCUUUAA